CCCCCCCCCCCAGUCCCCUGGUAAGCUCCAAAAAGGCUCAGGGUGGUUGCCACAGAUGCAGAAUCCAAAGGCAGCGCAAACAUCAGCGUCCGAUUUUGCUAUGCCUCUGAGCUGCAAGAUAAUCAGACAGCUCAAUGGAGUCUGAGCAGCUGUUCCAUAGAGGCUACUAUAGAAACAGCUACAACAGCAUCACAAGUGCGAGUAGUGAUGAGGAGCUGUUAGAUGGAGCUGGUGUUAUUAUGGACUUUCAGACUUCUGAGGAUGACAAUUUGUUAGAUGGUGACACAGUUGUUGGAACACAUUACACAAUGACAAAUGGAGGCAGCAUUAAUAGUUCUACACACUUACUGGAUCUUUUAGAUGAGCCAAUUCCAGGAGUUGGUACCUAUGAUGAUUUUCAUACUAUCGACUGGGUGAGAGAGAAAUGUAAAGACAGAGAAAGGCAUAGACGGAUCAACAGCAAAAAGAAAGAAUCAGCAUGGGAAAUGACAAAAAGUUUAUAUGAUGCAUGGUCAGGAUGGCUGGUAGUAACACUAACAGGAUUGGCAUCAGGGGCAUUGGCUGGAUUAAUAGACAUUGCUGCCGAUUGGAUGACUGACCUAAAGGAGGGCAUCUGCCUUAGUGCGUUGUGGUACAACCAUGAACAGUGUUGUUGGGGAUCAAAUGAAACAACGUUUGAAGAGAGGGAUAAGUGUCCACAGUGGAAAACAUGGGCAGAAUUGAUUAUAGGUCAAGCAGAGGGCCCUGGCUCUUACAUCAUGAACUACAUAAUGUAUAUCUUCUGGGCCUUGAGUUUUGCCUUUCUUGCCGUUUCUCUAGUAAAGGUGUUUGCUCCAUAUGCCUGUGGCUCAGGAAUUCCAGAGAUUAAAACUAUAUUAAGUGGCUUCAUCAUCAGAGGUUACUUGGGGAAAUGGACUCUAAUGAUUAAAACCAUCACAUUAGUACUGGCUGUGGCAUCAGGCUUGAGUUUAGGAAAAGAAGGUCCUCUGGUACAUGUUGCCUGUUGCUGUGGAAAUAUCUUUUCCUACCUCUUUCCAAAGUAUAGCACAAAUGAAGCUAAGAAAAGGGAGGUGCUAUCAGCUGCCUCAGCUGCAGGCGUUUCUGUAGCUUUUGGUGCACCAAUUGGAGGAGUUCUUUUUAGUCUGGAGGAGGUUAGCUAUUAUUUUCCUCUCAAAACUUUAUGGAGGUCAUUUUUUGCUGCUCUAGUGGCUGCCUUUGUUUUGAGAUCCAUCAAUCCGUUUGGUAACAGCCGUCUGGUCCUUUUUUAUGUGGAGUAUCAUACUCCAUGGUACCUCUUUGAACUGUUUCCUUUUAUUCUUCUCGGGGUAUUUGGAGGGCUCUGGGGAGCAUUUUUUAUUAGAGCAAAUAUUGCCUGGUGUCGUCGGCGCAAAUCCACCAAGUUUGGGAAGUAUCCAGUUCUUGAAGUCAUUAUUGUUGCAGCUAUUACUGCUGUGAUAGCUUUUCCUAAUCCAUACACACGGCUCAACACCAGUGAACUGAUUAAAGAGCUUUUCACAGAUUGUGGCCCCCUGGAAUCCUCUUCUCUCUGUGACUACAGAAAUGACAUGAAUGCCAGUAAAAUUGUUGAUGAUAUUCCUGAUCGUCCAGCAGGCGUUGGUGUCUAUUCCGCUAUAUGGCAGUUAUGCUUAGCGCUCAUAUUUAAAAUCAUAAUGACAGUAUUCACUUUUGGUAUCAAGGUUCCUUCUGGCUUGUUCAUCCCCAGCAUGGCCAUUGGCGCCAUUGCAGGCCGGAUUGUGGGCAUCGCUGUGGAGCAGUUGGCCUACUACCACCACGACUGGUUUAUCUUCAAGGAGUGGUGUGAGGUGGGGGCUGAUUGCAUUACCCCCGGCCUUUAUGCCAUGGUUGGUGCCGCUGCGUGCUUAGGUGGUGUGACAAGAAUGACUGUUUCUCUGGUGGUCAUUGUUUUUGAACUUACUGGAGGCUUAGAAUAUAUUGUUCCCCUUAUGGCUGCAGUAAUGACCAGUAAAUGGGUUGGAGAUGCCUUUGGUAGGGAAGGCAUUUAUGAAGCACACAUCCGGUUAAAUGGAUACCCGUUCUUGGACGCAAAAGAAGAAUUUACGCAUACUACCCUGGCUGCUGAUGUCAUGAGACCUCGAAGGAAUGAACCUCCCUUAGCUGUUCUGACCCAGGAUAAUAUGACAGUGGAUGAUAUUGAAAACAUGAUUAAUGAAACCAGCUAUAAUGGCUUUCCUGUUAUAAUGUCAAAAGAAUCUCAAAGAUUAGUGGGAUUUGCCCUCAGGAGAGAUCUGACGAUUGCAAUAGAAAGCGCCAGAAAGAAACAAGAAGGUAUUGUGGGCAGUUCUCGUGUGUGUUUUGCACAGCAUACCCCAUCUCUUCCGGCAGAAAGUCCCCGACCCCUGAAGCUUCGAAGUAUUCUUGACAUGAGCCCUUUCACAGUGACAGAUCACACCCCUAUGGAGAUUGUGGUGGAUAUUUUCCGAAAACUGGGGCUGAGGCAGUGCCUUGUAACUCAUAAUGGGAUUGUCUUGGGGAUCAUCACAAAGAAGAACAUAUUAGAACAUCUCGAGCAACUAAAGCAGCACGUCGAACCCUUGACGCCUCCUUGGCAUUAUAACAAAAAAAGAUAUCCUCCGUCAUAUGGCCCAGACGGCAAACCAAGACCCCGCUUCAAUAAUGUUCAACUGAACCCCAUAGAUGAGGAAAGAGAAGAGACAGAAGAGGAAGUUCAUUUGUUGAAUAACACAACUCCUUAACCUAACGGAGUCGUCUACUUUUUAUUUUUCUCCUUACCAAAAAAAAAAAAAAAAAGGAAAUAUAAAAGCCGGGCUUUUGCAACAUGGUUUGCAAAUAAUGCUGGUGGAAUGGAGGAAUUGUUUUGGGGAGGGGAAAGGCGAGAGAAAGAAAUGAGUGCGGGAUUUCCCUGCCUCACUGUGUGAGCAGCAAGUCACCAACAGAUGUUCUGCACUGGAUGCAUUCAGCUGAGGACAUUCUUAAAAUGCAGGCCGAGCCUCGACGACAGGACACCAGCACCCCGAGCACCCAGCCUGCCUCCAGCGUUGCAAAGACACAUUUUCAGUCCCUAUUUCUGGAGGGAUUACUUUGAAUUGAGCCAUCUCUAAGACUGCAAGGUCUUGCCCCCAAACCCCCCUUUUUUAAAUCAGUUUGAUUCAUAAUUGUAGAGUUAAGCAUUAACCUUUCUACAUUCCACAAGAGCUUCCCUCUCCCCUCUGCUCUCGCUGUGCCCAGCCUCUUUAAAUUGGUGUUCCCUUUUGAAGCAGUCCUUUCUCAUAUUGAGAUGUUCUGUGACUUGAUGGAGGUUUCAUCACAAGAAGGGAGUGUUUCUUGUGCCGUUACUCUGAACCCUAUAGUUUAUUCCAUCACAGAAUGCCAAGUGCAUUCGUUACACGCGGCGACACCAGGCUGCUCUCGAACAGGUAAUGCUCCAAAUGAUGUGUGAGCGAAACCUCUCAGCUGCUGUGCUGUAUGGUUCCAAGUCAGCCACCAUGAAACUUGAUUUCUAAGGUUAAACAGUUUUCUUUCUGUUGGCUUUUUCCUCAGACUUUAUGGCUAAGACCUAAGACAUGGACAUUUUCUAGUUGGGAACUCACAGUGAUAUACAAAAGCUAUUCGGCAUAAGCAACUAAUGUUGCUGCUUUGACAGAGAGAGAAAGAAGUAUUCUGUUUAGCUGUGUCUGGUAUUAAUCGCAUGUUUAAACACUGGAAUAUUUUUUUCCUUGAAAUUAGGUCAGUCGUUAUUUGUUUUACCCUUUCCUCAAGAUAUUUCACUGCUGACACUGAAGAAAUGUAAUUCAUAACUUGCACUAAAUGUAUAUUUCGUUUCUUAAAAAUUUACCAUUCUUAUUUAUAUUUUUAUGGAUUAAAAUUUAUAAAAUACAGAUCAGUUAAUAUCGCACUAAAUAAUUUUACCUUUUUAAUGUGAUUUUUAUAGACUAAUUCAGACGUAAAUAUGGAGAUAGGAACAAAGUUUACAAUGGGAGCUAGGGUUCAAGGAGAGAUUGUGGAUAUUUCUCUAAUCCAGUGUGUACAUAAACCUUUGAUCUUUCACUGCCAUCCCCUGGAUCAUGUCUUCUGACUCGUCCAUUUUGACCCAUUAACUGGAAAGCUGACACUAAACCAUUUUGCAGAUUAAAACCAAAAGUUGUUAAACAUUGAAAAAGAAUCAAAAAAUGAAAACAAUAAAAUUGCAUAGGCAUUAUACAAUUUUAAUCUUGCACAUACCCUUUGAAUCUUUGGGCAGGCCAUGUUCACAGUACUUGAUGAUAUUUUGAAUUACAGUGUACAUUUUUUUUUUUUUUUUUGCAGGAUGAUUUGAAAUGUACUAGGAUUUGUUUGGAAUUUUUGUUUUGGGAAAUAUCUCAUGAUUUUAAUUCAUUGUCAGCAAAGGCCUUUUUUUUCUCAAAGAAUUGACCAAAAUAUUCUGUGAUUAUGCAUUUUUGGUAGGAAAAUGAAUUCUGCAGACUUUUUUUUUUUUUUUUGUGGAAACAACUGACAGCUAUUUUUACAUUUUAGAAGUGAUUCUUUUCUUCCUAGUUAUUAAUGACAUGUUUGUAAAAUUGAAAGAUCACAUAAGAUCAAUCCAUAAGAUCUCAAUUUAUAAGACCAUGCAUGAAAGCCAUAUUAGAAUGACAACUGGAGGGGCCGGCGAGUGUUUUUAGGAAUCUCAUGAAACAUGUACUGUCUAAAAUUUGACUUCUUCCCUUUGCCUUUAACUUUUCUUAAUGACCCUCAAAGUUAAUUUGAUCCUUAGUGAAGUCAUUUCUAGAUGAUAAAUCUACAUUAGUGCCAAUGUAGCGUGCUAGAGCAUGACUCCUCACUAUUGGCUAUGGAAUUAGUUCAGUACUGGCCUUGUAUUAUAAGCCUUCAAAGGAGCAAUCAAAAAAGGAGUGUCUUGUUUUUGGUUUUGUGCCACACCCAGCAGCGCUUGGGUUAUCCCUGGCUCUGUGCUCAGAAAUCACUCCUGGCAGGUUAGGGCAUCCAUAUGGGAUACCGGGGAUAGAAUCUGGGUUGGCCGAAUACAAGGCAAACACCCUACCUAAUGUGCUAUUGCUCUAGCCCCAGCAAUCAGUUUCUUUAUAGACAUUAAACCUCUUGUAGAAUUUUUUUUUCCAUUUCCAUAUAUUUUUUUUAAUUUUAGGUCCUCCUUUCCUGGACAUUCCUGCCUAACAGGACUAGUAUUUUAGGGUGGAUAUUAUUUUCUGAAUCUGUUUCUAUCCUGCAUUUUACAGCUGAAAUACUGGGAAAGUGCCGUAUUUCCAAGGCAGUUCUCUUUCAUUUUACAACCUGUCCCACCUCCCCUUUUGAUACAUUGAAGUAUUUCUGCUUUUCAACCAAAUGAUGAAAAUAGUGGAGGUUAUAAAUAAAUGUGCCUAGCUAAUUGGCAAACUGAUCAGUAUCCUAAGUGGAGCGCCUUAUUGGAGUACCCUUUCUUGAGAAGGUAUGAUGAGAAUGGGCAUGAGUGUCAGCAUCUUUUAAUCAUUUUCUUUUAGAUUCAUGAAGAAUGCUUAGUUUGUUAUAAUCUGUGAUGUUGCCUAGAGCUGUAUUUAUCUUUUUAUUUAUACUAGUAGAGUAAAGCUGCAUUUUCAUUACGGUAAAAAUAAUUACUGUGAUGAGUUUAAUCAGAGAAUCUAUUAAAAUAUAUAUGACAAUGUG
This is a messenger RNA of Suncus etruscus (white-toothed pygmy shrew), 5652 nucleotides long. It is a transcript of the gene CLCN3, whose product is annotated as chloride voltage-gated channel 3. Gene Ontology annotation, molecular function: voltage-gated chloride channel activity. Bases 135 to 2735 code for a protein of 866 amino acids. The transcript has 15 exons. NCBI's taxonomy places the organism in Eukaryota, Metazoa, Chordata, Mammalia, Eulipotyphla, Soricidae. The record is from RefSeq and is a predicted model, not a curated record. Gene Ontology annotation, cellular component: Golgi apparatus; synaptic vesicle; membrane. Gene Ontology annotation, biological process: transmembrane transport; chloride transport.